Molecule: messenger RNA, 1985 nt
Organism: Alternaria rosae
Lineage: Eukaryota; Fungi; Ascomycota; Dothideomycetes; Pleosporales; Pleosporaceae
Exons: 1
Coding region: 250-1491 (413 amino acids)
Source: RefSeq, a predicted model, not a curated record
CGCAAAACAGUCCUGAGAAGUCGCAUAACGGAGUUUGAACAGAUUCUGUCUCUCAUCUCAAAGACUGGAGCCAAUGGCGCUGCACGUUGGAUUGGAAUCGCGUUCUCCAAAUUGAAAGCGGAUGCAAGCAGCCGGACUACCUAGGUAGUCGCCCCUAACUUUCCAACGAUCCUCCAUACUCACUCCUCUGUCACUACUAGUUACUACUAGUGACCCAUUUGUUUUAUUCGUCCUCAUUUUUACUUCACCAUGUAUUCACGUACCAUUCUCUCGGGUUUGCUGCUGGGAGCAUUGCCUUUCCAAAUUUCAGCACAAGAUGACCCAACAGCAGACGACUGCACUGGUAUCAAAGGCAUCAGCCCAGGAUGUAGCAGCCAAGAAUCUGCAUACCAUCGAGACUUCUUCUACAUCGGUGGCGGUUACGUCGACUCCGGCAUCCCGGGCCAGCAGAUGUGGAGCGACCAGUUGUAUGUCGAGAAGCUGACGCCCGCUAGCAAGGCCAACAAGCCUUACCCGAUGGUCUUCGUCUCUGCGGGUGUCAACACGGGCGCAGAAUGGCUGAACACGCCAGACAAUCGCAAGGGAUGGGCUUCCUACUACCUUGAUCAAGGCUACCAGGUCUACAUUGUUGAUAUCGCUGCCAACGGCCGAAGUGGCCAGCAGCUUCUCUCCAAAUACCCUCUACGCAUCGGCUCUACAGACACGAUCAACGAGCAGGGCUUCACAGCUCCGGAAAAGUUCGACCAGUACCCACAGGCAAACGCACAUACACAAUGGCCUGGCAAUGGAUCUCGUGGAGAUCCGGCCUUCGAUGCCUUCACUGCCGCCAACGUUCCUAUCUCUUCAUCGAACGUGAAUGUGGAGAACACUAUGCGCACAACGGGAUGUCAGCUUCUCAGCAUGAUUGGCCAGUCAUACACAGUCUGUCACUCGGCUGGUUGUACCUACACAGCUAUCUGGUCAGACGCAUGCCCCAAUCUGCUGCGUGCCAACAUCAACAUCGAGCCUGGAAACAUCCCCCAUACCUCUCUCAUCGGAAACGCGACUGUUGCUGGGGUCGGUCGUACCGCUGCUCGGCCAUGUGGUCUAACAUAUACACCCCUGCAAUUCGAUCCUCCAGUAACGAACUGCUCGUCCAUCACCACCACUGAGAUUGGACCAGACGACCCUGCUAAACGCUCCUGCAUCCUGCAGACUGGCACCAUCCACAAGCUCACACAGCUCGGUAAAGUGCCUUACAUCAUGAUCACAGGCGAGGCUAGCCCACAUAUCACGUACGACCACUGCUUCCUCGAGUACUUCAAGCAGAUGGGCCUCACCAACUACCAGUGGAUCAAGCUUGCCGACAUUGGUAUCAAGGGCAAUGGGCACUUUAUGUUCCUCGAGAAGAACAACCAGAAUAUCGCCGCGGCGAUCAACUACGGUCUUGGGAAAAUGAACGGAGGCGCAGCUGCUCCAGGUCAUCCAGAUCUUCCCAUCUCUAUGAAAUGAGAGUUGUGCCUGACGAUGGCUGCCACUAGCGAAUCUUAUUAUAUAUAAAAAGUAUAUACGUAAUCUGGAGAUUGGUCGCGCUGUAGAGUCCAUGCAAAAGCAGAUUGAUCAUAUCCUCUGCAAGAUGGUGAUGAUGAUCGUAUCAUGUCUUCAGACCUAUUGUCGUGAUGUCUAUCGUGUGUCACUGUCAUGAAUGCUUUCGUAGUGCUUGAUCUUUACUCUGAGUGCGUAUGCGCCUCAUUUGAGCGCGAAUUUUCCACUUUGACACCUCUUCAGGUUCAUCAUCUGCCUUGCCUCCUUCCAAGCUUUCGCGCGAGCCAGCUUCGAGCGUGGUAGCAUCGCCGUCCUUCUCUGAUCUUGACGGGAGGAUUUCCCUGUCGCCAAGGCGCGUGACCCGAUUCUGAGCUAAGAUGUACUCGUUUAGCAGAGGCCAGUGGAUGAUGUUGCAGAACCUUUGCAGAUUCCUCUUUGCAAGAAAGAUGCAAUCAUCUUGC